Paramisgurnus dabryanus is the source of this 2497-nucleotide messenger RNA. RefSeq lists its product as uncharacterized. Lineage: Eukaryota; Metazoa; Chordata; Actinopteri; Cypriniformes; Cobitidae. Gene Ontology annotation, molecular function: DNA binding. The record is from RefSeq and is a predicted model, not a curated record.
AGCUUUUCCAAACACAGCUUUCAAACAUGGCGAAACGCAAGCGAGAGAAUGGUGCUGCUAGGUGGGACAGUGCAAUGGAGGGAAGGUUUAUUGAGCUAUGGCAACAAUACUCCUGUCUCUAUGAUGUCUCCGCGAGGGACUACCACGACAGACUCAUAAAAGAUCAAUGUUGGCAAGCGAUAUCUGAGGCGCUUCAUCAACCCAUUGUUGAGGUCCAAACAAAAGCUACUUCUCUCCGAACACAAUAUUCCAGAAUACUUCAUCCAAAGAACGGAGACAAGGAAUUAACUUCCAGACAGAGGUGGAUUUUAAAUAGCCUGCAGUUUCUACAACCUUUUAUUGUCCAGCGAGGAUCUCAGUCUGCAUUGACUCUGGAUGACUUGGAACACGUCAUCACGGAUGAGGGUGGAGAAGACCAGCAGGAGAUAGAGAAAGAUGUGUCCGAGUCGUCCACGUCCACCCCUCACCACACAUCUAGACCGUCAACUCCACUAACCUUACCUGAACCUUCAUCAUCCCACCAUCGUCAAGUUGCAAACCAUAAUCCAGAGAGACAACAUUACAGCAAGUCCAAAAAAAAGUCGAGAGACAUAUCACUGGAUGAACUUGAAAGGGAGAAAGUAAACAUUUUAAAAAAUGUGUCUGAAACGCUGCUAGAUGUCAGUCAUGAUGUCGAUGAAACAUUUGGCAGACAGGUGAUAACUGAGAUGAAGCUGAUCAAAAACCCACUGACCAAGAUGAGACUGCGUCGCAGCAUCCUUAUGAUGUUAUAUGAUGCACAUGAACAUGAGAUGAAACUACAGUCACAUUCAGACUCCCAGCAAGCGUUCUGGCCCCAAACACCUUGGCAGGGACACACAAAUCAUAAACAAAACAUUCAGACCGUGGAUGAUGAUCUGCAUGCGUGUGUCCCCCCUGUCCAACCGGCUCCUGCACAGACUGAAAAUGAUGUAUCCGCAAGGAACUCAGUGGCUGAGCAGGAAGGGAAAUAUUUGGCUACUGAAAAAGAUGAAGAGGUUGAAAAUGAUGCAUCCAAAAUAAAUUCAGUGACUGAGAGCUGGUUAUUUUAAAAAGAGGAAGGUUUGCAAACACAUAUCGACUUUUCUUGAAAUCGCUUGAACACACAGAAUGAACGUUUUUUGCUGAAAAGCCUGUUUCUUUACUUCUGUAAGAAGGUUGAAAAUGAUUUAUUCAUACAAUGAUUUCAGUCACUAAGCUGCCGUGGAAAGAGCUGGUUGUUAAAAAAGAAGAAGAAAUUGAAAAUGAUCUGUCCUCCCUAAAUUCGCAGAGCAGCAGUGGAUAGAGCAGAUUAUUAAAAAAAGAGGAAGAGAUCAAAUCCACAGUGGAGUUCACCUGGGAUCCAGACUGAUGGUUACAACUAGAGGUCGACCGAUAUGCUUUUUCUCUGGCCGAUGCCGAUGCCGAUUUUUUAGAAAUCAGGGCAGCCGAUGGCCGAUAUGUUUGGCCGAUUUUCUAUAUGUACAUAAUAAUCAAAAUGUUCUCAUCAUUAUUAGCAGAUAUUUUAAAUGCAAAAAUGUCACUAUUUAAGUCAAAGUAUUUAAAAAUAUAUGACUGGUCUUUCUGAAGAGUUUUACAACCUCCUCUGCACCAUGCAUUUAUCAGACACAGAUAUUACCUGACACUCUGCUGUCAUCAUCUUUGAUCAGUUUUUUACCAUGGCUUUUAUUGCUUUGUAGGAUAAAAUCCUUAUUUGGUAGACCUGAUAAAAUAUUUAUUCAUCAUAAAGUUAACAUAGUAAAUGUCUAUGGUUUUUAGUUGAGACUGUUAUUUAGGGCAAAUCUUUUUAAACACAUUUACAUUCUCAUUUCUGAGGCGCUAUAAGUGACUGAUUGUGCUGACAGUGACGUCUUGUGACUUUAGUGUUGGGACAGAUCUGUUGUUUCAACCGUUCAUUCAAACGAAUCCGUUCAAAGGAGUCAGUUCGCGAAUCGGACGCGCUGUGUUCUAAUCCAGGCUGAACAGCGCAAAACUGUAAACAAAGUGUUACUGUAACAACACGAAAAACAUUUCCUCGGUGGAUAUGAUUUGGUCUUCCGACCUUUCGCCAUCGGGUCAGUUUUGUUUUGAUUAAUAAAAGCAGGGAGACAGAAAGCGUGCGGGCGCGGCUCUUCUCUCUCUGUCACGCAAACAAAACUCAUCAUCACUCAUUAAUCACAUGAAAUGAGCCUAAUCUUUGCACGGACAGUGCACCGCGAGACAUAACCCCGUCGCGCUGUUGUACUGGCUGUUGUACGCGCGAUCCCCAUCAUUUAGUAAAGCUGUUUGUGAACGAGGCAUGGCUGCACACACACGAGACGGGAGCGAGCUGCUUGCAGCAAGAGGCAGGCAGCGUCACGAGCUCUACAACAGCGCUUAGGUGCCCGCAGAUGCGCCUGCCUAUUAAUCGGCCUAAUUUUGCAGCAAAAUCGGCCAAAGCCGAUUUUUUAAAAUAUGCCAAAAAUCGGCCAAUUAAUCGGCCGGCCGAUAAAUCGGUCGA